This is a messenger RNA of Physcomitrium patens, 3098 nucleotides long. RefSeq names its product putative trehalose-phosphate phosphatase C. NCBI's taxonomy places the organism in Eukaryota, Viridiplantae, Streptophyta, Bryopsida, Funariales, Funariaceae. Gene Ontology annotation, biological process: trehalose biosynthetic process. The record is from RefSeq and is a predicted model, not a curated record. Gene Ontology annotation, molecular function: trehalose-phosphatase activity.
CAGGCGCAAGGACUAGUCGUCGUCGUCGUCGAAGAUGAAUAAGAAGAUGAAGAAGAAGAAGUCGUGACCGGUGUGUGUCGUCAGCAAGCGUCGUGAGUGACACGUUUGGAGGGUGAGACUUGAGAAUGCAUGCGAAUGUGUGGUGGCCCGAUGCUUUAAGUGCUUUUCACUGCGGCAGUUAGUCGUCGGAACGCGAUUUUUCUUACAGCGCUUCAACGCCCAGGCAUUGUUCAUUUUCCUGCUGGUGUGUUAAAGAAAUUUCGGGAGGUUUUAUGAUUUUUUCUUUUUUUUAAGCAGGAGAGGGAGAGAGAGAGAGAGAGAGAAGAGACGAGGAGAGAAGAGUGUUGAGGAGGAGAAGGUCAGACGAAAGCGUGCAUGGAAUUGCGUGCGUACUGGAGGGCGGUCAAGCCUAUGUGAAAUGGCGUCGCGCAGUUAGUCACGAGGUUGCUAUGUUGCUUCGAUUGCGCAGACACCGCGAGUUCGGGGGCAGGGCGGCUGGCGUGCGUACGUUGCGAUCAGUGAUUAUCGGAUGAUUUACACUGGGGCUGGGAGUCUUUGUUCGCAGCGCCGUGACUGACGCGCUCUGACCCCACAUAGGGACUCGUGGUCGUCGAGGUUGUCUGCUGCUCUGCUAUUUCAGUGGGCGUCUCGGCUGGGAUUGUGGGAUUAUAUAAGAGCACUCCUCAGGUUGCUCGUUUGCUAUCUGAGGACUACUUCCCGGACAUUUUCAAGAGUUUCGUGCAAUCGAUGGUUGUCGCGUGCCACAAAUAAAUUGCAGCUUUUUCCUCUGCUGAAUCUGCUGUGCACUUCAAUUAUCCAAGAGUUGAUUGUUCAUCUGCGUAUCGUGGCAGCGUUUCUACAAGGUCCUCAACUUUUCGUUGUCGGAGUGACGUCUCCAGACAAGUCAUACUUUCAUGCAGAGGGGGUAUAGCUAACAUUUGCUUUCGGUGGAGGUCAAGUGUAUUAAUCGGUGGAUCUGUUCCAAAGGGAUAGUUUUUGUUUGUCUGAAGUGACAUACCUCUGAAAGCAAUCCUUACACGCUGUUUUGGAGAGGCCAUAGGCAGCUUUCGUCAUGGUACUUAAAGUGAGCGAGGUUAGCGGGAUCCUUGACAGAUAUCACGGAGAUUUUGAAAGUGCGGAGGGAUUGCUUCGGGCAAGCUUUCCAAGUUUCGGUGAGAGUUUGGUUGGUGGAAUGACCCUGAGGUCUAAGCGGUCAGCAGUCUGCGCGGAGUCGCCAACCUCUUCGUGCGGGUCAACAUUGUCACUGUCUUCUAUACUGUCAACAUCUCCUGCAAAGGCAUCGGUUGUGAGUGCGAGCUCUGUCAGUUCAAAGCCCAUUCCUAUCGUUGCGCAGAAAAAACACAGCACUUACGUCGAGAAGGGUCAGUUUCACACAUGGAUCGGUGCAAUGAGGGCUCAGUCACCCCCCCAUAUUCUCUCACUUCACAGCGACACUCCCGAUGCUUUUGAUCUUGAAACUGCUGUGCAUAAAUCUUGGCUUGAAAGACAUCCAUCAGCCUUAAGCUCGUUUCAUAAAGUGAUCAAGAAUGCGCACAAGAAGCAGAUUGUGGUCUUUCUUGACUAUGACGGCACGCUGUCACCUAUUGUGGAGGAUCCUGAACGAGCUUUCAUGUCAACUGAGAUGCGAGCAACUGUGAAGGACUUGGCCUCGUGCUUCCCAACCGCAGUUAUCAGUGGAAGGUCUCGAUCGAAGGUGUUUGAUUUUGUGCAAUUGACAGAACUGUAUUACGCUGGGAGUCAUGGCAUGGAUAUCAUGGGCCCUGCUAAAAGCUCGGAUGGUUUCCGAGUUAAGGGUACCAAGUCUAGGGAUAAAAGGGGAAAUGAUGUUGUUAAAUUCCAGCCAGCAAGUGAGUAUUUGCCGGUCAUAAAUAAGGUGUGUAAUGCUUUGAUCGAAAGUACUAAAUCAAUUAAGGGUGCGAGCGUGGAGCACAACAAAUUUUGUGUGACAGUUCACUUCCGACGUGUGAACGAGGAGUAUUGGGAGGUGCUUGCAGAGAGGGUGCAAAAUGUUUUGAAAGAUUAUCCAACUCUAACCUUGACACAUGGACGAAAGGUUCUGGAAGUCCGCCCGUGUAUUUCAUGGGAUAAAGGGAAAGCUGUAGAGUUUCUGCUGAAGUCUCUGGGAUAUAAAGACACAGGUGAUGUUAUUCCCUUGUACAUUGGAGAUGAUAAGACCGACGAAGAUGCUUUCAAGAUGGUCAACAGGGCGAAGCAUGGCUGCAGUAUUUUGGUAUCUUCUGUUCCCAAACCAAGUGAUGCAAAGCUUUCACUUCAGGAUCCAUCCGAGGUUAUGGAAUUUUUGCGCAGACUUGUGCGCUGGAAGAAGUGGGGAUUGGAAAGCCGAAACAGCAUUCAAAUGGGUGUCUACGACUUCAAGUACUACCUGAGCUGAAGAAUGAAGUCCAGAUCUUACAUCGUCAAAAAUUUAACAUAGCACAUACGACAUUGCACAAGAAUAUCUGGAAGUUGCCAAAGGAUUGACGUACCAACCAAACCAGGCGCAGAAGAGGGAAAAUACAGGUGACAAAUCAAAGGCAAAAUCUGUAACAUUAAUCGGACGAUCCGUUUGCUGGUUAGGAUCAAAUCCAAGAUGGAAUCAGUUCAAGCAAAAGAUAUUCGACGAUCUGCAGUGGAAUCAAAAAUAUUCUUAGCCCAACAUUGAGGCUUGCAUUCUCUUUCGACAUAUUAGGUUGUCACAAAUGUGACCUCUGAAGUUGCUGCACUGGAUGUCUGCAUCCAAGUGAGACAUUUUGGGGAACCCUUACCUCCAUGUAUUAUUAUCCGCCGUGCGUUCUAGCAGGUUGCGCGAUUUUGCCAUUGUAAUGCGAAGCUUCAGCAUUCCUUUUUGUAGAAUGUCAUCGCAAUAUCCAAGUUCUUCAUUCGUCGAAUACCGCUCUCUUGUUAGACCCGAGUACACUACCUCCGCAUAUGUGAAAUAGCAACAUAUUUGACAUAGGAGUAGAUGCCUCAACAGUGAGCAGAGUAGGCUGGAAAACCCGACCUGGACCUGAACGCCAUGGUUUAUCAAUAAACGUAUCUGGAAUUCCAGUUCUAUAAAGAGGGCAUUGUUUGAUAUA